Globicephala melas (long-finned pilot whale) is the source of this 6127-nucleotide messenger RNA. RefSeq names its product golgi reassembly stacking protein 2 (gene GORASP2). The record is from RefSeq and is a predicted model, not a curated record. NCBI's taxonomy places the organism in Eukaryota, Metazoa, Chordata, Mammalia, Artiodactyla, Delphinidae. Gene Ontology annotation, cellular component: Golgi apparatus. Gene Ontology annotation, molecular function: protein binding. Gene Ontology annotation, biological process: Golgi organization.
GCCCUCCACUCCAGCCCUGCCUCCCGGGCUCAGACCCCUCCCGGUGGCUCGCGCCAGGUGGCGCUGUCUGCGGCGUCGCAGCGGCCCUGGCUGCCGCGGCGACGAUCUCCCAGCGGGCAGUGCGGCCCGGCUCUCCUGAGGCUGCGAGUGCCACGUCCCAAGUGCUACGCGGAGGAGCGGAGAGGGCGGUGCGCGGGGGGGGCGGGGAGCAGCGCGGAGCCCGGCCUGGCCGCCUUGAUCGCCCGCCGCCAUGGGCUCCUCGCAGAGCGUCGAGAUCCCAGGCGGGGGCACGGAAGGCUACCAUGUCCUGCGGGUACAAGAAAAUUCCCCAGGACAUAGAGCUGGACUGGAGCCCUUCUUUGACUUUAUUGUUUCUAUUAAUGGUUCAAGAUUAAAUAAAGACAAUGAUACUCUUAAGGAUCUACUGAAAGCAAAUGUUGAAAAGCCUGUAAAAAUGCUUAUCUACAGUAGUAAAACACUGGAGCUGCGAGAGACCUCAGUCACACCAAGUAACAUGUGGGGUGGCCAGGGCUUGUUGGGAGUGAGCAUUCGUUUCUGCAGCUUUGAUGGGGCAAAUGAAAACGUUUGGCAUGUGUUGGAAGUGGAAUCAAAUUCUCCUGCAGCACUGGCAGGUCUUAGACCUCAUAGUGAUUAUAUCAUUGGAGCAGAUAUGGUCAUGAAUGAGUCUGAAGAUCUGUUCAGCCUUAUUGAAACACAUGAAGCAAAACCAUUGAAACUUUAUGUGUAUAAUACAGACACUGAUAACUGUCGAGAAGUGAUUAUUACACCAAAUUCUGCAUGGGGUGGAGAAGGCAGCCUAGGAUGUGGCAUUGGAUAUGGUUAUUUGCAUCGAAUACCUACACGCCCAUUUGAAGAAGGAAAGAAAAUUUCUCUUCCAGGACAGAUGACUGGUACACCUAUUACUCCUCUUAAAGAUGGAUUUAUGGAGGUCCAGCUGUCCUCAGUUAAUCCCCCGUCUUUGUCAUCACCAGGAACUACAGAAAUUGAACAGAGUCUGUCUGGACUUUCUAUUAGCUCAACUCCACCAGCUGUCAGUAAUGUUCUCAGUACAGGUGUACCAACAGUACCAUUAUUGCCACCACAAGUAAACCAGUCCCUCACUUCUGUGCCGCCAAUGAACCCAGCUACUACAUUACCAGGUCUGAUGCCUUUACCAGCAGGACUACCAAACCUCCCUGCCCUCCCCAAUCUCAACCUCCCUGCCCCGCACGUCGUGCCAGGUGUCAGCUUACCGGAACUCAUGAACCCGGGUUUGCCACCUCUUCCUUCCCUGCCUCCCCAAAACUUACCUGGCAUUGCACCUCUCCCCAUGCCAUCCGAGUUCCUCCCGUCAUUUCCUUUGGUUCCAGAGGUCUCUUCCACGGCAGCCUCCACAGAGCUGCUGUCCUCUCUCCCACCCACCAGCAGCCCACCCUCCGACCCUGUCCCGACCACUGCAAGGGCAGAUGCUGCGUCCACGCUCACCGUGGGUGUGACGCCCCCCACUCCCAAGGCCCCGGCCGCUGUUGAGGACAGAGUCGGCGAAUCCAUCCCAGCCAGCAAGAAGCCUGUCUCUGCGGUUACGGAUGCAGAUGCCUCUGAGUCACCUUAGCUUUGGACCGGCCUUCGGAAUUGGCGUGGUGCGCUUAUUUCACCACAGGAGUGUGUCUGGAAACGCAAACUACCGUUAAUUUCAUACUAGUUUGUACCGUAUCUGUAAGCAUCUUGUAAAUAAUUCUGAGGGGAAAACUAAGCAAGAGGACAUGGGUUUGUAUCCUGCCAAGUGGGGGUGGGGCUCAUGGGCCAGGGAGGGAAAUGUCAGGAAGUGCUUGUAUUUUAAAACAACCAAAAAGGAAUUGUAAGGGUGGCUUGCUGCCAGGUUUCCACUGCCAUUCUUGAGGGCGUGCGUCCUUGGGAAAGGUGGCGACAGGGUGUCCACUAGGCUCCCUGUCCUCCUGCUGCCCCUUCUGUAAGAAAAUGAAAUACUUCACGCCUAAUACCCACAUGCGGCAUUUCUUGUAUUUUGUAAAUCAUUUGCGAGAAUGCAGACCACCUCAGUAAACCGUGAAAGGAAAAGAUACUUUACUUUUUGGUCUCUGUGAGUCACAUCUCUAUUAAGGUUUACACGAAAAUUCCAAUGAAAGAUGUUGUUAAAGUUAUACUAUGUGCACUAUUAAUUGAACAUCUUUUUAUUCAGCCUAUACACAGGUCUUUGUUUUGAGCUCUCAAAAGUACUCAGACAACAUUUUGUAACUGCUGCCGUUGUUAUACGUCCACCAAAAAAUGGCAUUUAAAAAGAAAUAAAGAUGAUGUUCCACAGUUUUAAACCAGAAGGUGGCACUUUGUAGCUACUUAUAAUAUUAUAGCUAUACUGGGAAGCAUAGAUACAGCAAUAAAUUACAGUAGUUUUGCUUUUCUUCUUGUGGUACAUUUAAAUUACAACUCCUGAUUGCCAUGGUGCAUUCGUUCCUCUCCAGUGCAUCACACUGCGUUCAUGUAAUUUUUCAUGUCUGAUGUUUGCUGUCUCCUGAAUUUUCUAAGAGAUGGUAAGUUAUGUGGAAUUGAUUUAUUGAAUGAAAUUAAAUGCAUAUUAUAUCUCUUUUUUAAAUAAGAUGAAAGAUUGAUCGGUUAUUGACUUGGCACUAGCAUGAACGUUGCCAGGGGAGCAGCGCGUGGAACUGGUCUGUGAUCACUAGCUGGGAACUACAGUUAUCAGCGCCCACCCAGUGCCAGCCAGUUUUUAGGAUAGGUCCAUUUCUGGAGCCAGGUUCAUACUUAAAGCUAAAUGAUAAAAGAAGGCUCCACCUCUAAUCAUAGCUCCUUCUGUUUGCAUUAUAAAUAUUUCUAGAAUAUUUCUCGCAGUUAACAAUCCUGUUUUUUGAAAUGGAGCUUAUAACAGGUAAGGAAAAUAUUCACAAGCAUACUUAAAUGUUACAACUUUUUACUUUCCAGGAUAGGAAAAGUUGAGCAAGUUGUUAUUACUUUCUAAAAGAUGUUCAUAUUUUUUUAAAAUGUUAAGGAGAUACUUCAUGGAAAGCAAGUAAGUAAUUUUUAAGCUUUAAAGACAGUUUCUUUAACAGUAGUUUUUCCAGUGCAGUGAUUCUUAACUCUUGUGAGGUCACAGUUCGCAUCUGAGGAUGACAGCAGCCCUGAUAUCUUCCCAGUAAAAUGUCUAUAAGCAUAUAAAAAAUACUAAGCUCUGGGGAGAGAGAGGGAUUCUUAGUACUCACUUGGAAGAUGGGCACACACUUGGCCUAGAUUGGCUCAUUGGAUCUUGCUGAGGUGGAAAACACUUUAGAUAUUCUCUGCUUCCUUCAGAAAAACCAGUUUUGGUGUUUAUAGACAGUAGCAUAUCCUUUACCAGUGGCCAGAAACACGGAUGUAAAAGAUAGUGUCCCUACCAGUGGACCACUCACUGUGGCCUUGUAGAGGGGACAGCUCGGGUGGUCAGUGCUCAGGGCACUCGAGGAUAGCGCUCUAACCAUGGAGAUGUGCCCCGCAGUGAGGAUGGCAGUCAGAAUUAGCUUCGAACCCCUGGGUCACUCAGUGUGCCUACGUUCACGUGAGAGGCACAAGGCAGUGACAGGGAGGGCGCUGGUCUGAAUAGGCCCAGUUAUCAGAACAAUUCUCAAAAUAACAGUGGUUUAAACAAGCAAGUUUAUUUUCUCUCCCGUGUUCAGAGUUGGAGGUGGUCUGGCUGAGGCAGGACCAGCCCUUGGCAAUGUCAGAGACCACAGCUCCUGCCUUGUAGUUCUGCCUGGUGUGGUUUCCAUUGCCAAAGUCGUCACAUGGGCCCAGAUGGCAGCCAGAGGCCCCGCCAUGCCCUCCUCGUUCCAGCCAGAAGAGAAGGGCCAGCCCCCCUCUUUGGGGGACAUUUCAGAGAAGUUUCACGCAGCACCUUGGCUUACAUUCUUCUGGCCAGUGUGAAGUUAUAUGGCCACUUCUAGCUGAACGGGAGGCUGAGGAAUGAAGCCUACGCUGUCAUGUACUGAGGAGGAAGAAGAGUGACUAGUGAGGCACCGUGAGCAGCCCCCGCCGAGCCCUCACGUGGCCCCCGCACAGCACCUCCGUUUGCCCAAGAUUCGGUGGAGCCAGAGGAGGCAGCUUGGCCAGGGUGCUGGGGUGGGAGCAGGGAGAUUUCUGAGAGAUGACACUUGACAUGAAGAAUUAUUUAGGCAAAGGAGGGGCAGAGACCAUUUGAGGGCAGAGGAAUGGUGAGGAGUAGAGCGCACAGGGCCAGAUCUUGAGUGCCGGGCUGGGGAGUUGGGACUUUGUCUUAAAAACAGGAGUCACUGGAGGAUUUCCGUGCGGACAAGCUCAUCUGCAUUUGAGGAAGUCUGUCUAGCAGUGGAAGCUGGAGGGGCAGUCAGCCCUGAAAAGAGCGGAAAGGAGGGAGGAGUUUCAGAGCAGACGGAGGAGACUCGGGAGGCUGCUGUCACCUGAAGGCCACUUUGCUAGCUGAUACUCUGUGAGGAUGCUUUUGUCUUUACACUUUGUGUUCCUGUUUUAUGCUUAGUCCCAUACUAAAUGUGCUUACGUUAGAACAGCUGGCUUUAGCUCAAUUCCUGAAAAUUGAAAAAGAAAGUGAGUUGAAAAAGACCUUCCCCGUUUGUGAGGCAGCAACUAAUGUUCAGGAAUGGCUCGGCCGGGGCCUGUGGGUGACGGCCUCCCCUUUAAUUAUCUGACCACCCAGCAAGGGGGGUCAAAUUAGAACCACUUCUAUGAGAAUAUGGAUUCCUGGGUUCCUGAGUUCUGGAAAGCUUUUCAGAGAAUGAGAGACACUAAACACAUUUGUCUCCUUCAUUUAUACCUGCCCCUCCCCAGGUCCAGUUAGCAGAGGCCCUGCACCACCUCCUGGGUGAUAAUUGAGACAGGCUGGUCUAUAACUUGAAGUAAUAAGGCAACAGAAAGUCCAUUGUCUGCUGACACUUUCACCACUUAGCAAAGUGCACACGUUAGAGAAGGGAUCCUUUUAUCAAUGAUACUGUUUGUAGUAGAUCUAGGAAGAACAGUUUCCAGUCUUGCUAACCAACACGUUCCUUUGUCAGCUUCUUACAUGUGAGCCAAUUUGAUUAACUACAAGAAUGGGGAAAUAACACCAGAACCACAGGCCAGCGGAAGGGCAGGUGAAACCACUCCCAGGCUGGCAUCACUUUGGGAGCUGGAGAGGGACAGAGACAGAGAGAAUGCACUGUUCACAGGGAUGCGGCCAGUGGCAGAGGCACCCAGAAGCUCCAGGGCUGGGGACAGAGUUCACUGUUAAAGAGCAGCUGAGGACUGACCAGUGCAGGGAGAGCAGCCUCUCCAGGGGGUUACACGAGCACCGUGCCCUCUGGUCACUCUUCGCCAGUUCAAACAAAAUGGGGAAACACACUCCAUCUGCUGGUGGACGUGGGCUCAGGGACUUUGUGUUAUUAGAGUUAAGGUUGCACCAUAUUUCCUGGCACUAGAUAGAAACAGGCCUCGACUCGUGGGGUAGAUACUGAAGGGAGGAGCUGAGCCAGCCCUGUGCAAAGCGCUUUGUAGGACAGUCUACCCAGUGAACAAGAGGUAGCUUCCUCCAGACUCGUUCCUUUGAGCCACGCUGUAUAUUUUUAAAUGUGAAUUAAUUGCCAACAUUUUAAAAUCAGAAAAUUUCACAUAAAUCCAGAUUUCUGGUUUCUCUUACCCCACAUCUGGCAACACUAGUUCCUCAGCCCCACAAGGAAAUAACCGCCCCCUUGAGCCUACACCCGCCAGUUUGCCACCUGGCCCACUGGUUUCUUCCACCUGCCCAGUCCACAGGCGUCUGAAGUUUUAUCCUGGUAGGGAUGAGUGGGAAGCCUGGGCUUCAAAAAGUUGGAGGGUCCAGAGCCUAGGGGAUCCAGGAUCAGAAAAUAAGAUCUUUCAUGGACAUGAUUUUGGAUCCAUGAAUCAUGGUGAAAUUGGUGCUAAGGUUGACAAAAUUUGAAGCAGUCCCUUAAACUAUAAACCUGGGGGAGAAAUGGGUGUCUGGACAAUGACAGGAAUUUGGGUCUCCCCAGCCUCUUCUGGAAGCCAAGUCUGGGACCAAAAACCCAUUAGUUAUUUACCUUAACAACCAAAUCUCUUGAAAUAUAUCAUCAGUUCUCUUUUUUUUUUUUUUUUU